AUGCACCGCGCCGAGGUCCUAUACGCGCCUCCGCGCAAGCCUCGGAAGCGCAAGGUCCCGCCGCCACUGCAGCCGCUGGUGCCCAAGAAGGUGGCACUGCGCUGGCACGCCGAGGCCACAGCUGCCUUUUGCGACGCAGACCUCUUUCUGCGCUGGCAAGAAGCGACACAGGACGAGCGUUUGGAGCAGCUCCAGAGUACGAUCGAGCUCAUUUACGGCAAAAGCGCGGUGAAAUACACGGCGCUGGCGCCGCUCGCGCAUGAAGAUCGCGUUUUCAUGUGUCCCAAGAGCCGCUACGUCCCCGAGCGAAACGUGCAUACCGCGCUCCAGCGGCUUGCAAAGGCCGAGCCGCUGCGCCUUGAGACGACGACAACGAGCCUCGUGACACGGUUGCGACCUGCCCUGCUCUCAGUCGAGGUACGUAGAGUCCUCUGCGAUCGACCAACACGUAUGUGCAGAUGCGCGCACGACUGGAAGCGCACUUGGUACAGCGCAUGCGCGGGUCGAUUUGGCAGGACGAAGUGCGCUCGCUCUUGGCGCGGCCGCUGGACGCCACCGUCUUUGUCCACCGAGCCGAACAAAUGCAACACCCGACGACGUCGCUGAGUCUAGCGACAGCCGUGACACUCCCCAUCCCGAUGCACGUGAGCACGGCGCCCCCUGAGCUCUUGUACCCGUACUCGAUCGAUGCGCAUGC
Saprolegnia parasitica CBS 223.65 is the source of this 697-nucleotide messenger RNA. RefSeq lists its product as hypothetical. Bases 1 to 606 code for a protein of 201 amino acids. NCBI's taxonomy places the organism in Eukaryota, Oomycota, Saprolegniomycetes, Saprolegniales, Saprolegniaceae. The transcript is spliced from 3 exons. The record is from RefSeq and is a predicted model, not a curated record.